This is a messenger RNA of Neohortaea acidophila, 555 nucleotides long. RefSeq lists its product as uncharacterized. NCBI's taxonomy places the organism in Eukaryota, Fungi, Ascomycota, Dothideomycetes, Mycosphaerellales, Teratosphaeriaceae. The transcript has 3 exons. The record is from RefSeq and is a predicted model, not a curated record. Bases 1 to 555 code for a protein of 184 amino acids.
AUGCUCUUCUCCACCACUUCUCUCCUCGCCCUCGCGGCCACCGCUCUCGCUUCGCCCGCCAGAAGAGCCGAGACGGUCUGCCCCGCCGCCACGACGCUGGAAUACGCACAGCGGGUCGUGUACGCCUACGCGCAGACAGCCCCGGGCGCCACGUACGCCGCCUUUGAGUCCAUCCCAUUCGGCGUGGGCGGGAAGAGCGGGGCUUGCACGACUGUCAUUAUCCCCGACGGCACCGGCUGCCAGAUCCCCGUCGGCACCACUGGUAAUGGCGUCGUUCAGUUCGGCACGGAGACCCGACAAGCCUUCUCCCAAGUCACGGGACAGUACGAGACGUUCCCCAACGGCACGUCGCUGAUCAGGACUAAUGUCACUCUCGGCGUGCGCAACCUCGUCCCCGUCCCGUUCACUUUCACCGGGGAGGUCUACUUAGAUUUCAACUCGGACUGCGACAUCUACGCUGUGCGCGCGUACGCUCAGGUCCCGACCAAGGUGCUUGAGCAGGAGUUCCAGCUGGCCGGCAUCCCGAUUGCGGCUUGCACUGACCUUCCCGUCUGA